AGAGCGAGUGAGACGCUGACACUGAGAGAGACGCACCCUGUAAAAGAGGCAGAGUCAACAGCUACAGCAACAGAGCUCCCGUUCUCUCUCACACACAGACAGAGAACCAGACCCAUUCCAGGGGAGACGGUGAGCACACACCCCCACUGAGGAGCACCGUCUCUUGGGAGGAGAUCCCACACCCCGCCCCUCCUCCGUCUGUGUGUUUUUGCAAAAAAACUGGAAGAGAGACAUAGAAGAGAGUGAAGGAAGGAGGGAUGAGUGGCUUGUUUGCCACAGCUGCUGAUGCUAGAGGCUGAGAACGAGGGACGCUGACGAAGAGAGAGAGAAAAAGGGAUCUGAAGACCAGAGGAUUGGAGGAGAGGUAGACUGGCACGUGUAGAGCUUCUCAAACAUAUGGACAGAGACAAGAGAGGGACACAGUGUCGGGGAACACACACACACAUCACACGCACAAACAUCACACACACAUCACACACACACACAGGCACCGAUGAGGAGGGAACAGGGACCACGCUUCAGUCCUGGGUGUGUGGUAAACUGACCCGGCCUGUGAUAGGCUAGGAGUCAGCACUGACCCAGCCUGUGAUAGGCUAGGAGUCAGAUCAGGACCACCAGGGCCAUGACUGGCUCCCCGGGCAUCAGUGGGCAGUCCCUGUCACCAUGGCGGUGGCUGAGUCGCUGGGGGCCGGUCUUGCUGCUGGUUACCAUGACAACCCUACUGCCAGGUUGUUGCCAGGCAUGCCCUCCACGGUGCGAGUGCUCGGCCCAAAUCCGGUCCGUCUUGUGCCAGCGGCGGCGGCUCACCGGCAUCCCAGAGGGCAUCCCCACGGAAACUCGCCUCCUGGACCUCAGCCGGAACCGUCUCCGCUGGGUGGAGAUGGGUGACCUGGCGCCGUAUCCACACCUUGAAGAAGUGGACCUGAGUGAGAACCUCAUUGCCACACUGGAGCCAAAUGCGUUCGCCAACCUGCAGAGCCUCCGGGUGUUACGGCUGAGGGCGAACCAGUUGAAACUUGUACCCAUGGGGGCCUUCGCCAAGCUGGUCAACCUGACCACGCUGGACCUGAGUGAGAACAAGCUGGUGAUUCUGUUGGACUACACCUUCCAGGACCUAAAGGGUCUGAGACACCUGGAGGUGGGAGACAACGACCUGGUCUACAUCUCUCAUGAGGCCUUCUCUGGCCUGCUAGGGGUGGAGGAUCUGACCAUUGAACGCUGCAACCUGACUUCCAUCUCUGGCCAGACGCUGUCCUACCUACGCAGCCUGGUCACUUUGCGACUACGCCAGCUCAGCAUCCCCGCCCUGGAGGACCAUAACUUCCGUAAGCUGGCCAACCUCCGGGGGCUGGAGAUCGACAACUGGCCUUACCUGGAAUACAUCUCCCCCCUGAGCUUCCAUGGUCUGGACCUGUACUGGCUGUCCAUCACCAACAGCAACAUCACCUCCGUCCCCUCGUCCUCCUUCAGAAACCUGAUCCACCUCACCCAUCUCAACCUGUCCUACAACCCCAUCACCACCCUGGAGCCUUGGGCCUUCAGGGACCUGCUGAGGCUCAAAGAGCUGAUCAUGGUGAACACGGGCCUGGCUACAGCGGAGCCCCAUUCCCUGGGAGGCCUCAGACAGAUCCGGGUCCUCAACUUCUCCUCCAACGACCUCCAGACUCUGGAGGAGGGAUCGUUCCACUCUGUCAACAGCCUGGAGACGCUGCGGGUGGAUGGGAACCCACUGCUGUGUGACUGCCGUUUGUUGUGGAUCCUGCAGAGACGCAAGACCCUCAACUUUGACGGCAGGGUGCCUGUGUGCGCUGGGCCGGUGGAGGUGCAGGGGAACAGCCUCAGCACCUUCACCGACUCAGCGCUCUUUGAUCACUUCACCUGCCAGAAGCCCAAGAUACGAAACCGCAAGCUUCAACAGGUGACAGCUCGUGAGGGCCAGCCAGUGAGUUUCCUCUGCAGUGCCGUGGGAGAGCCCGCCCCCAACAUCAUGUGGAUCUCCCCUCAGCGCAGACUAAUCACAGCCAAGAGCAAUGGUCGCAUCACCGUCCUCCCAGGAGGGACGUUGGAGAUCCGCUAUGCUCAGGUCACCGACAGCGGCACCUACAUGUGCAUCGCCAGCAAUGCCGGGGGCAAUGACACUUACUUUGCGAUGCUCACGGUUCGGGGCGCGCCGCUGGAUGCCUCGUCGGCCUUCUUCGCCAACCGCUCGAUGUAUGGCGGCGAGUUCUUCAACGACACAAACCUGAAUAGCACUCGCGUCUUCCUCAAGUUCACCCUGGACCUGACCACCAUACUGGUCUCCACAGCGAUGGGCUGCAUCACCUUCCUGGGCGUGGUGCUUUUCUGUUUCCUGUUGUUGUUUGCAUGGAGCCGGGGGCGGGGCCAGCGUAAGAACAACUUCACCGUCGAGACCCCUUUCCGGAAGGCCGAGGGACCGGCGGCGGUGGGUGGCGCCGGAGGUGCCCGGAAAUUCAACAUGAAGAUGAUAUGAUACCAUGCAGCCAGGGGUCACUCGGGGGCAUAAGCACAUCCUGGAAACGGGGGAGGCAUAAGCACAUCCUGGAAACGUGUUUAACAAGACACACACAUCGCUGAAUCGCAGAGUAAAGAAAGAAAUCAAAAUAAAAUGCAUACAAUAUUCACACAUGGUUGGUAUUCACCAGGACCAGAUUCAGUUUGAGUGGAAAAACAUGAUGACCUUUGACCUCACGGCCUCCUACUGGUUUUACUCAGCUCCUGGUACAACGUUCCGUUUAUAUUUCGAACAAAUAUAACAUUGUCAUUAACCAGGUUUCCAUCCAACCCAUUUAUACGAGUAAAGUACAUGUCGGAUAAAAUAUGUCAUGCCAGGCCUGGAAACAUUUGUUGCUUUCAAACCUUCCAAAUGUCUACAAAAAUAAAUAAAUACGCUAGAGGUGGGAUCUUUUGUGUCUGAGUCACGCGAUGACAUGGUGUGUGGUCCUCCCAGUACUACUCGUCAGGAAAGAACGCAGUUUAUUAGGCUACAGAUUAAAUGAAUUAUAAAUGAUGAUGAACUUCACAGGGUGGUAUCUGCGUGCUGUUGGCUACACAGCAAGAACCAAUAGACGCUAUAUAACGCUCAUUCUUCAGGAUGAGAAAACCAUCAUUAGAGUUACAAAUGCGAUGGAAAACAUGGGAAUUUAACUGCAAACGUUGUUUUUAUGUGCGCUACUUCAUCACGCACAGCUUUUUAUCCUCAACAAGUACAUUUGAUGGAAACACCUCUCUGGUGAGAAAAUGCACGUAUUAUUUUUAUGCAGAUCUUAGAAUAUUCGCUUGAAAAUCUGUCGCCAAUUGGAUGUAAACCUAGCUACUGAGCUUGAUAAGGGGAGGUCAAUUAGAUCACUAAAGGUGUAUUUUGGAGAGAAAAAAAUAUAACAUUACCAUUUAGCUUGAUAAGAAUUAUAGAAGUUAAGAAUUUAGUGUGAUCUCUUAUUGGGUGAUUACUGUGCUGUGGAAUGAUCAUAGUUAUGCCUCUCUUCCUGGAAGCUAUGCACUUGUAGUGGUCAUUGCACACAGGGCAUAGUUCUGACUAGGGGGAGUACAGCCAUGAUGGUUAGUUAUGGUUAGAUAAAGUUAGUCUAAGUUAUGGUUAGAUAAAACGCUCUCCUAAUCUGCUAUAAAAAGUUAUUUCUGGUUGUAUCUGUAGUCCCAUUCAUCAUAGCCCAUGGAGAGACAGCAUGUAAGUACUGCAAUUUAGAGUAUGUUGUAUAGCAAUAAGAUUACAAUAUUGAAUAAAAACAAGCCAUUUUUGUAAGACAUUUGGGAUAUGAUUUCAAUUGUCACAUUUAUAAGACAUCAUCAAGGCCCCUCCAGAUAAACACAUGAAACCUAUUUCAAUCAUUUGACCUAAUAACAUUUAUGGGGAGAAAAUAUCAGAAGACACUUUGGCCGAUCUGUUUUUGAAUACCACAUCAUAUACACAUCAAAAUAAAGUAUAUUCUGAAAAUUUAAAUUGGGCCCACUUCACUUUCAGAAGUGACCGUUUGCGACGAGGUUGGCUGUGUGAGUUGGACCAAGCGCACUGGCUGACGGUUGCCAUGACGGCCUGACGCCCCAAGGGUUUGUUUGGAAAGCCAAGCCCAGCGAACAUGAGGCCACAUGGUAACCAUGACAACCAACACAGCCCAGGGCAGGGGGGAGAUGUGGGGACUGUGGGACGAGUGGAGAGGGAGUAUGUCCAUGCCUCCUCUUUCCAACCUUCCAAUAAUAGUACUACCCUACCACUGCCAGUAGGGAGGAAUGUGGGAAGAGAAAGGUGGAUGGGAGGAGCCUAGGCCUCACCUCUCUAACUUCCCUCUUACACUGCUCUCUCCUACUGCCAUGGGCUGAGCUGGGAAAAGAACUGACCUCCACAGAGCUGCCAGGGGGAGCAGCCUGGAAGUCAGAACACACUCAGAGUCAUAUACUGUACUGUACAGAACAGACUCACCUUCUCAAAGGCUCUCACUCAGAGUCAUAUACUGUACUGUACAUAACAGACUCACCUUCACAAAGGCUCUCACUCAGAGUCAUAUACUGUACUGUACAUAACAGACUCACCUUCACAAAGCUUCUCACUGAGAGUCAUAUACUGUACUGUACAGAACAGACUCAUUUACACAUGCAUUGGACCUUUUUUCAGGUGAACACAAAGUCAUAUACAGGCGAAACGCACACACACAGACACCUAUACUACAGAUCUAUAAUAAAUAGAACUGCACAUCACACUAUUACCACUCACAACACUACAGAUCUAUAAUAACUAGAACUGCACAUCAUACUAUUACCACUCACAACACUACAGAUCUAUAAUAACUAGAACUGCACAUCACACUAUUACCACUCACAACACUACAGAUCUAUAAUAACUAGAACUGCACAUCACACUAUUACCACUCACAACACUACAGAUCUAUAAUAACUAGAACUGCACAUCAUACUAUAACCACUCACAACACUACAGAUCUAUAAUAACUAGAACUGCACAUCACAUUAUUACCACUCACAGCACUACAGAUCUAUAAUAACUAAAACUGCACAUCACACUAUUACCACUCACAACACUACAGAUCUAUAAUAACUAGAACUGCACAUCACACUAUUACCACUCACAACACUACAGAUCUAUAAUAACUAGAACUACACAUCACACUAUUACCACUCACAACACUACAGAUCUAUAAUAACUAGAACUGCAUAUCACACUAUUACCACUCACAACACUACAGAUCUAUAAUAACUAGAACUGCACAUCACAUUAUUACCACUCACAACACUACAGAUCUAUAAUAACUAGCACUACACAUCACACUAUUACCACUCACAACACUACAGAUCUAUAAUAACUAGAACUGCACAUCACACUAUUACCACUCACAACACUACAGAUCUAUAAUAACUAGAGCAGCACAUCACACUAUUACCACUCACAACACUACAGAUCUAUAAUAACUAGAACUGCACAUCACACUAUUACCACUCACAACACUACAGAUCUAUAAUAACUAGAACUGCACAUCACACUAUUACCACUCACAACACUACAGAUCUAUAAUAACUAGAACUGCACAUCACACUAUAACCACUCACAACACUACAGAUCUAUAAUAACUAGAACUGCAUCCACAAACAACCACUCUUCUCUUUCUCUGAGACGGCCAGUGCGCAAAUGUCUGUGCCCCCCCCCUAGCCCAGUGCAUCCCCCGUCCCCACUUGGUCCUCCAAUGGGAGGGAUCCUUGGCUGGAGACCGAUAACGAAAAAUGUAAAUGAAGUCAUGUGAACCCUGCCCACGCAUGUGCAUCGUAUAGAGGAGAGUACGGUGGUAUUUAUUACGACAUGCUCUGUUCUCAUUCCUUUAGUAGCCUCUUUUUUGCGUUACCUCAGUUGAUGCUCUCUGUAAACCAUUUACCAUCAACCGUUUGGACUCUGUGGCAUCCAACAGUGAGAUUAGUCCUGUUCUCAACACCUAGAGGAGCUUCCAUUCAUUCCACAGGUGUGUGUGUGUGUGUGUGUGUGUGUGUGUGUGUGUGUGUGUGUGUGUGUGUGUGUGUGUGUGUGUGUGUG
Molecule: messenger RNA, 6067 nt
Organism: Oncorhynchus gorbuscha (pink salmon)
Lineage: Eukaryota; Metazoa; Chordata; Actinopteri; Salmoniformes; Salmonidae
Product: leucine-rich repeat and immunoglobulin-like domain-containing nogo receptor-interacting protein 3
Exons: 4
Coding region: 623-2491 (622 amino acids)
Molecular function (GO): protein binding
Source: RefSeq, a predicted model, not a curated record